AUGACCGGGCUGUUAUCCGAUGAUAGGAAGAGAAGCUACGUUCUUCGUGGUGAGUGUUAUGAAUCGCAACGAGAAUCGGUGAGUCGCAACGGCCUCCUUCUACAAGUAGGUGAUUAUUGCAGGGAGGCCUCGGAGUUAGACAUAGAGUCAGUCACAUCCUUUGACAUAUUCCAUAGAGAGGAUGGACGAAAAAAUUACUGGGACGGGGUGGGCAGAAGACCUUCUAUCGACUUAAACCUACGUUAUGAGGGCAUUCUCGAUUCUAGGGAUGGCAAUUUCGCGUACAGAGAGAUAUACGAAUGUGAUCGUUAA
Messenger RNA from Danaus chrysippus (African queen), 312 nucleotides. NCBI's taxonomy places the organism in Eukaryota, Metazoa, Arthropoda, Insecta, Lepidoptera, Nymphalidae. The record is from the annotation of a GenBank genome assembly.